Molecule: messenger RNA, 675 nt
Organism: Lasiosphaeria miniovina
Lineage: Eukaryota; Fungi; Ascomycota; Sordariomycetes; Sordariales; Lasiosphaeriaceae
Exons: 5
Source: RefSeq, a predicted model, not a curated record
GACCUCAUGGACUCCAUCUUCGGGACUGGCGCCCGCGACGAACUCUUCUCGCCCGUCAACGGCAUCUUUCUCUAUCCGCUUAUAGAACGGGCUUUUGAUAGGGGCUUCUUGGUCAUCGAUUGGGAGACGAUUACUUCCAGAGAGUACCGUAUCAUAGUAGUAUUCUCAAAGGAGCUUUACAAUCUCGAGUUCAACAACUUGGCCGGCCUACACGGAGGCGGGUUACAGUUCCUGAACGAGUCGCGGCCCAGGGCUCGAUAUGUCUGGUGGACGUUUCUCAACGCCAUUACGCAGCUAACCUGGAAGGGAAUAGUCCUCAAGGGGACAAGGUACUGGGGUACUCACGGAAGAUACGUGAAGAAGAAUAUGCUCCUUGGCUUCGUCAAAGAAAUUGGACACGACGUCAGCAGUAUCGCUGAGUCAAUCAUGGAGCACGCUAUUGAGGAGGAGGAGGGAGGACCUGCCGAUCAGGGGCCUGAUAAGUUGGGGCUGGCGGUCAAACAUGACGGCUUUGACUAUGAGUUUGAGCUGGAGGAUGAGCUGGAGGAUAAGGGUGAAAGCGAGGAGGAUGACUAAGGGGGGAGUGUUCACAUCUAGUACGGAGGCUGGGGCAAAGAGAAAGGGCCACCCUUCACAGUUGCCAAAUUUUGAACUCCCAUAGGACCUACAGGAAUU